Molecule: messenger RNA, 1085 nt
Organism: Balearica regulorum gibbericeps (East African grey crowned-crane)
Lineage: Eukaryota; Metazoa; Chordata; Aves; Gruiformes; Gruidae
Source: RefSeq, a predicted model, not a curated record
GAUGAAACAGGUGCCUAUUUAAUAGACAGAGACCCAACCUACUUUGGGCCAGUGCUGAACUAUCUCAGACAUGGGAAACUGGUUAUUAACAAGGACCUAGCUGAGGAAGGUGUACUGGAAGAGGCUGAAUUCUACAAUAUCACAUCACUAAUAAAACUGGUAAAGGACAAAAUAAGAGAAAGAGACAGCAAAAUCUCACAGGUGCCAGUCAAACAUGUAUACAGGGUGCUGCAGUGCCAGGAAGAGGAACUCACUCAAAUGGUUUCCACAAUGUCCGAUGGCUGGAAAUUUGAACAGCUGGUCAGUAUUGGUUCUUCCUAUAACUAUGGCAAUGAAGAUCAGGCUGAAUUUCUGUGUGUUGUCUCAAAGGAAUUGCAUAACACUCCCUAUGGCACAACCAGUGAACCCAGUGAAAAAGCAAAGAUUUUGCAAGAACGAGGUUCCAGGAUGUGAAGACAGUAUUGAAUGGUGACAGUUUUUUCUCUUUUAUUCCAAGACGCAGUGAAUUGUCACACUGAAGAGGCUCGGCUGCAAAAAGAAAAAAAUCCGAUUUAGACAAUUUUCUGUUGAUCUGGGUUCAACCAUUUUUGCCUAUAAGCUAGUGUCAACUGGCUGAGAGCAUUGCAAGAUUACGUAACAGGAAUAGAUGGUGUGGGAGUGUGUGUUAAGUUUUGGUUGUAGUGCAUGGUUGUACUCUCUUGUGGGCUGACUGACACUGGUCAUUUGAAAAGAAAUGACCAUGCACUCAUAUUUUCCUCUGAGACAUGUAGCACUUAAUGUCUGGUGCUGGAUGACCCAAUGUUGAUCAGUUUGGAGAUGUUUUCCUACUAAUAAUUGUAAACGUUUAAAGGACAAUGUAAUUGGUGCUACACACACACACACACACACACAUAUUACAGCCCACAAAGUCAAAUAUUUGGGCCUACAUUGUUUCAGAAUCAGUGGCAGCCCCAGUUGACUGUGUUAUACUGCACAUUCCUUAUGGCUCUGUGACAUACUCUAUUAUGUAAUAACAGCCUAGGAGAUCAACUGAAACUAGCACGUAAAAAGCUACACAACAGACAAAAGGUUUCUCUAAAGGAAGG